Castor canadensis (American beaver) is the source of this 2074-nucleotide messenger RNA. RefSeq names its product suppressor of cytokine signaling 2 (gene Socs2). Gene Ontology annotation, cellular component: phosphatidylinositol 3-kinase complex. Gene Ontology annotation, molecular function: 1-phosphatidylinositol-3-kinase regulator activity. Gene Ontology annotation, biological process: phosphatidylinositol phosphate biosynthetic process; intracellular signal transduction. NCBI's taxonomy places the organism in Eukaryota, Metazoa, Chordata, Mammalia, Rodentia, Castoridae. The record is from RefSeq and is a predicted model, not a curated record.
GUCGCGCGCACACACUGCUCCGGGGAUAGACGUUUAACUCUUGCCAAGUCUCGCCGCCGCCGCGGCUCGAGGGCCUUGGGCUUCCCUUGAAGCAUGAGCCUCCUCGCCCGCAGCCACCGGCGCUACGCGGGCCGCAGACACUGCGCGCCGGGGCCCCCGGCGCACAGCCUCAGGCUCCCCGGCGUCCGGAGCGCGGACGCACGCGACAGGCGAUCUGUGGGUAACCGCGUCUGCGAGAGACUUUGCCAUCAGUCCGCCAGGACUUGGGGAGAAAGAAUCGGCAGCUCUCCAUCCCCUCCCCUUCCGCCACCAUUUCGGACCCCCAGCUAGGAGUCUUUUUGGGGUUCCCUCUGACUUCCAGCAAGGACGCCAGCCCUUCUGUGACCUCAGCUCGGUCGACCACCUGUCUUUGCGGCGGUCAUUCUUCUCCCAUGACCCUGCGGUGCCUGGAGUCCUCCAGGAAUGGCGCGGACGGGACGCAAAGCCAGUGGGGUACCUCGGGGUCGGCGGAGGAGCCGUCCCCGGAGGCGGCGCGUCUGGCGCAGGCCCUGCGGGAGCUCAGUCACACAGGAUGGUACUGGGGAAGUAUGACUGUUAACGAAGCCAAAGAGAAAUUAAAAGAGGCACCAGAAGGAACUUUCUUGAUUAGAGAUAGUUCACAUUCAGACUACCUACUAACAAUAUCUGUUAAAACAUCAGCUGGACCAACUAACCUGCGAAUUGAGUACCAAGAUGGAAAAUUCAGAUUGGAUUCUAUCAUAUGUGUCAAGUCCAAGCUUAAGCAGUUUGACAGUGUGGUUCAUCUGAUUGAUUACUACGUUCAGAUGUGCAAGGAUAAACGGACAGGCCCAGAAGCCCCCCGAAAUGGGACUGUGCACCUGUAUCUGACCAAACCGCUCUACACGUCAGCACCAUCUCUACAGCAUCUCUGUCGACUCACGAUUAACAAAUGUACCGGUACCAUCUGGGGACUGCCUUUACCCACAAGACUAAAAGAUUACUUGGAAGAAUAUAAAUUCCAGGUAUAAGUGUUUCUCUUUUUCUAAACAUGCCUCAUAUGAGAGCCUCUCUGAAUGCAGCUAUGUGAAAGAGAACCAAAAUUUGAGUGACUGCUCUGGAUAACUGUGCAGAAUUCUUCCUAAACACAGUUGAAGUCAAUCUAAUUUAAAUGUGUGAAGAGGUAGCUAGGUAUUUUAAGUUCCCCCAGAUAUUUGCAGCCCAGUGAUGCUUCCUUUCCUAAGGCUGACCAAGACCAGAUGAUCCUUUUAAUUUAAAAAGAAAACAUCCCAAGCAAAGGCUCAGGGAGCAUUUUAUCAGAAUGCCUUUCCCUUCUGAAGUUUCUUUGCACUAGGUCAAAGGUCCAAGCUCCCAGCUCCAGUAGUAGGAAAGAGGUCCAUGUGGAGUACUGAAGAAGGAAAGGAACCAAGCUGACCCAGGCUUAGCUUCAGUUUUAUAUGCCUGGUUAUCAAAGUCUGUUUUAGGACAUUUUAUAUUUCACAUUCUGAUGUACCUAAGAGUUUUGUUAAACAGAUCAUGCUUGUGAGUAGUUAUCCCCUCCUUUUAUGCAAUUAACCAAAUCAACCAAAAAAAAUGACCAUGAAAUCCUGUAUCUGUCUUUUUACUACAUGUAUGAACUUUCUCCUGUGAAUGAGUACUGUAGUAAUCCAUUUCAAGGGAGCCUUAUUUCAGAAUUCUUUCAAACUGGUGCAAACAGGAAAAGACUUUCUCUUUUCCUUUAAGGCUAAAGACAAGAAUGUCAUGCUCUACAGGUGCAAUUCAAUCCCUGGUAAUAAAAACCAAUGUAGAUAGAGACAUUUCACCCUUGGCAGUAGCUGUGUCCCAGCCUGUUGCCAUUAAUUUUGGAAAUGGCUUUAGAAACUUCCAAGUUGUCCUUGAAUUGUCUAACCAUGGACAUUAGCAGUUGUCUCCCUUCUACUAUGUAGAAUACUUUGACUUAAUUUUCUUCCAGAUAUAGGGGGAUACCUGCCUGUUUUUGUUUUUUUUUUUAAAGUGUUUAUUUACUGCUGUUACUACUUGAUUAGAAUGUAUUAAAUAAAAAAAAAAACCCUGAGUU